Molecule: messenger RNA, 7026 nt
Organism: Lutra lutra (Eurasian river otter)
Lineage: Eukaryota; Metazoa; Chordata; Mammalia; Carnivora; Mustelidae
Gene: GABRB2
Product: gamma-aminobutyric acid type A receptor subunit beta2
Exons: 10
Coding region: 699-2123 (474 amino acids)
Biological process (GO): monoatomic ion transmembrane transport; nervous system process; regulation of membrane potential
Cellular component (GO): synapse; membrane; GABA-A receptor complex
Molecular function (GO): extracellular ligand-gated monoatomic ion channel activity; neurotransmitter receptor activity; GABA-A receptor activity
Source: RefSeq, a predicted model, not a curated record
CCUCCCUCGUUCCAAGAUAACUCGGGAGUACCGGGAGAGGAAGGCGUCCUGGCCUCGGGGUCCCCCACACACCCAGAACCCCCAGCCUUGUAGCCGCUGCUGGCACCCGCGGCACGUCUCUCUCCCUCGAGCUGAGGAAACAUUUUGGCCGUGAAUUGAGUAUCUCCCUCCCUCUCCAACCGCCGAGCUCACUCGCUGCCUCCUCCGGGUUCCGGUGGCAUUGGGGAGCCGGGCAAAGGCUCGGGCGGGAGGGAAGAGGCAGCAUCGGGGUCUCAGAGUGUCUCCCGGCACUGGGAAGGCGAGCGAGGACGAGGUGGAGCGGAGACAGAGUGAGAACGCCGGGCCCCCAGGCGUCCCUAGGCCCCUUCCUUAUUUUGCUGCCUUCUAGGGGCCGCCCUGGCUUUUGCCAUCCCGAGCCACACUCAGCCCCAGAACAGCCAGGUGUCCCUUAGCCGCCACUCGCCCUCUCCAGCUGGGACAGAGCUCCGGGGGGCACCGGCUCCGCCCGCGGCAGGAGUAGGCGGUCAGCGCAGGCCCGGGAGCAAGAAAAUCUGCUCGGUCCCAGGCAGCCGCCGCUGCCCCUUUGAUGUUUUGGUACACCGUGCGCAUGCGCCUCACAUUAGAAUUACUGCACUGGGCAGACUAAGUUGGAUCUCCUCUCUUCAGUGAAACCCUCAAUCCCAUCAAAAACUAAAGGGAUGUGGAGAGUCCGGAAAAAGGGCUACUUUGGGAUUUGGUCAUUCCCCUUAAUAAUCGCCGCUGUCUGUGCGCAGAGUGUCAAUGACCCUAGUAAUAUGUCGCUGGUUAAAGAGACAGUGGAUAGACUCCUGAAAGGCUAUGACAUUCGUCUGAGACCAGAUUUUGGAGGUCCCCCUGUGGCUGUGGGAAUGAACAUUGACAUCGCCAGCAUUGAUAUGGUUUCCGAAGUUAAUAUGGAUUAUACCUUGACAAUGUAUUUCCAGCAAGCCUGGAGAGAUAAGAGACUGUCCUAUAAUGUAAUACCUUUAAACUUGACUCUGGACAACAGAGUGGCAGACCAGCUCUGGGUACCAGAUACCUACUUCCUGAAUGAUAAGAAGUCAUUUGUACAUGGAGUGACUGUCAAGAACCGCAUGAUCCGCCUACAUCCAGAUGGGACGGUUCUUUAUGGCCUCAGAAUCACAACCACAGCUGCUUGCAUGAUGGACUUAAGGCGGUACCCACUGGAUGAACAAAACUGCACCUUGGAAAUUGAAAGCUAUGGAUAUACCACAGAUGACAUUGAGUUUUACUGGCGUGGGGAUGAUAAUGCAGUAACAGGAGUAACAAAGAUUGAACUUCCACAGUUCUCUAUUGUGGAUUACAAACUUAUCACCAAGAAGGUUGUUUUUUCCACAGGUUCCUAUCCCAGGUUGUCCCUCAGCUUUAAGCUUAAGAGAAACAUUGGUUACUUUAUUCUGCAAACAUACAUGCCUUCCAUCCUGAUCACUAUCCUCUCCUGGGUGUCCUUCUGGAUUAAUUAUGAUGCAUCAGCUGCAAGAGUGGCAUUAGGAAUUACAACUGUCCUUACAAUGACCACGAUCAAUACCCACCUGCGGGAGACGCUCCCUAAAAUCCCCUAUGUGAAGGCCAUUGACAUGUACCUGAUGGGGUGCUUUGUCUUUGUUUUCAUGGCCCUUCUGGAAUAUGCUUUGGUCAACUACAUCUUUUUUGGGAGGGGACCCCAACGCCAAAAGAAAGCAGCUGAGAAAGCUGCCAGUGCCAACAACGAGAAGAUGCGCCUGGAUGUCAACAAGAUGGACCCACAUGAGAACAUCUUACUGAGCACUCUUGAGAUAAAAAAUGAAAUGGCCACAUCUGAGGCUGUGAUGGGACUUGGAGACCCCAGGAGCACAAUGCUGGCCUAUGAUGCCACCAGCAUCCAGUACCGGAAAGCCGGCUUGCCCAGGCAUAGUUUUGGCCGAAAUGCCCUGGAACGACAUGUGGCACAGAAGAAAAGCCGCCUGCGGAGACGUGCCUCCCAACUGAAAAUCACCAUCCCCGACUUGACUGAUGUGAAUGCCAUAGAUCGGUGGUCCCGCAUAUUCUUCCCAGUGGUUUUUUCCUUCUUCAACAUCGUCUAUUGGCUUUAUUAUGUGAACUAAAACAUAGCCUCCCAUGGGAAGCAAGGACUAGAUUCCUCCUCAAACCAGUUGUACAGCCUGAUGUAGGACUUGGAAAACACAUCAAUCCAGGACAAAAGUGAUGCUAAAAUACCUUAGUUGCUGGCCUAUCCUGUGGUCCAUUUCAUACCAUUUGGGUUGCUUCUGCUAAGUAAACACUAGGUCCUUGUGGUUUUCCAGUUGAAAUGCAAGUGAUUUGUACACAUGUUGGCAAGACUGUGUCUGAGUGUUCCACUUUAUCUGCUUAGUGUGCAGGCUAUAUAGAGGGCAAUUAUUUAGAAGAUAUUCUUAGAGAGCUCAGUAGCAUUGCCAGUCAUUUUUAUGAGAAGUGGUCAUACCCAGAUACUCCCCAUCUUCAUUUCUAAUGUUGGCAUGCUGUUGAGAUGGCACCGUGCUUAUGAAACAUUAUUUGCAAUGCCAUGCAAACAUGCUUACUGAAGAUGGUCUAUGCCUGGUCUUAUUAAAGUGAUAAUGGUGGCAUGGGAAGAUAAUUCCCACUAGAUUCCAGAAGGUUCUCACAUAGUUCAAACAGGAUACGGAGACUGCAGACAGAGACUUGGUAACCAAUUUGGCCAGUCUCUGCUUGAGUGUAGGGAGUCAACACUGACGUCUUCCAUUGUGACAGUUAGAAAUGGGACUGCUGAACAUUAUCAUGCAUGGUGGCCAAGAAAUGUUUCUAAAAAGCUAUUUCCUCAGUGGUUAAAAUAAGAGUUAAUAAUCCAGAGCAGAGUGGAAACAGAAGUGACUGUUGUAACAAAAUUAAAGCAAAUGAGCAGCAUGACCCUUAUCAGCCCCACGCAGCAUCUGGUUUAUACAUAUUUUGUACAUGGCAAAAGGUCCAGUGAGAGAGACUUUUUCCCCAACUUCACAAGCUUUUGAUAGCAGAUCUAAAGAAGUUUUUAUAGUUUAUCUAAUCAAAAGACAACCACAAAAUAGAAAAGUUAGCAAAAUUAGAAGUAUCUUAGAUGUAGGUUAGAUUGCGAGUCAUUCAAACACACUAACAUAGAGCACAGACAAAGCUAGCAAACAAGUUGAUCCUCUCAGACAAUGUCAGCUGUCUCUACAACAUUUCCCUGUAAGUUUAUUUCUGAAUUUAAUAGGGUAUUUCAAAAGAAGGAUUUGUUCAUUUCUUUAAAGGAUUAAUGGUCCUUUCCAGCUUUUCUUGUUUCUGAAAUCCUGAUUAUAUUCUUAGGAGACAGACAAAGUAAGGUUUUGAAGAGAUUGAUUGAACUACAUUUCCUUAUGUGCAGUGAAAUUCACCUUUGUAUUUUUCAUAGCAAACAAUACUUAAAGGAUUAUGUGCACAAGUAGUUAGUUUGUGGGUUUGUUGGGUUUGACUUUUUAAGGGUACUUACAUAGUGUAUGUUGCAACUGACCUAAUGAAAGAAAAUAUGAAAAGUAGUGUAGCAUAGGAUAACAACAAAUCCACAUUAACAUGAUGAAUGUUAUGAGCCUCAGUUGAUAUUAUAGAAAAAUAUGUAACUGAUAGGCAGGAAUGAUAUAUUUUUUUUAUUCAAUUUUUGAAUUAUGUCAGUGUGAUUCUUUCUAUACUAAUUGGACAUAUGCAUUCAUAUGUAAGACAGGAAAGAGAAUAAGCUAAUAUAUUUUAUUUCUAUCAAUUUGAGGUUCAUACUUUGCUUUUCUUGGAGAAAAUAGUGAAUCGCUAAUUUAUCCUUAAAGUUUGAUUUGAUUGAAUUUUUUCUUGGAGGAUGACUUUGCUAUUUCUAUUUUAAAAACAAAAAACACUUAUUUUUCAAAGUAACAUCCCUAAUUGUGCAUAGUAGCCAAGGCCAGUAUUUGCCUGUGGAUUAAAUGUAUGGUCUUUUCCCCCUGAUAAUUCAGCAGCUUGGAGUAUGACAGAGUUUUGAUGCCCUCCUAUUCCAAUUUUCAGAGAGAGGAGGUAAAAAUGUGUUUAGCAUUCAGCUUUCUAAAUUUUCUCUAAGAUGGGAGGUUUUUUUUUUUUUUUUUUUUUUUUUUUUUUUCCUUCACCAGCAAAGGGAACUCUGGCCUUUAUUUUUUGAUUAUACACUUGAACAUCUCUGAGAAUGGUCUUUGGGCAGAAGCCAACUAAGUUUCUGCCCAUGGGCUCAGAGUAGAAAUUCCUCAAGCUUCUCCAGGGACACGAUUUCUCCUAGGCAAUCAUUUUGGGGCAUCACUCUAAUAAAGGUGCCUGUCCCUUGUUGCCAGGGGUUAAAGUUUGAGUAACAUAUAUCAGGAAGGAGCAUAUUGAUAACUCAGGUGCACAACUCCAAAUUCCAUUCUGGAAAGGUUUUUCUAGAGACAACUUAGAGCCCCAAGUCUAGAAGUGGGCUCUUAUCUGCAAUUAUCAUAAAAGCCAUAAAAAUCCUUGAUAUUGUCAUUUAUGGUUACAACAAAAUUUCAAUGUCCAGGGAAGUCACCACAGUAAUCUAGAUCAAAGUGAGACAAGAAACUUUGCAACAUGAGCCUCAAAAGCAUGUGACCAGGGAUUCAUUUCUGCUCACAGUGACAACAAAACAAAACAAAACAAAACAGAAAAAGGAGAAACAUGGGAGCUUGACACAGAUGCUCUAGAGCAAAAUUCAUAUAUUGGCAUUCAAUAACCACAUAGGUAGAAACGACUGAUUCAUCCUGCCCAGAGAUAUCAGUAGAUGUAGAAUUUAAUUUUAACUAUAUUUUUAUUGUUGAAUUGGAUUGUAGUCACCAAAUUGAGGGCGGGUUGGGGAGGGGUGCUAGAUCUCAUAAAUCUUUGAAGACCAGUCAGCUUGAUAUCCAGUGGUUAAAUUUAAGGACCACAAAAAUGUGUUUUGGCAAUUCUGAUAUGGUAUUACUAUCACUUUAUACAUAUAUAUAUAUAGUUUUCUUUUGAUUAUGAAACAGCCAGAUAGCCAGCAAUUAAGGUGUUUUUCAUCUUUGUGAAAUUCAUAGGCAAAUUCUGACUCUAAAAUGCACAGUCUAAAUGAAACCUUUGAUCUCAAUCUGUAUAUAUAUAUUGUACAUGACUGCUAGUAGGUAUGAAAUGCAUUUUCAGAAUUGAAAACUCAUGCAACAUAAUCAUGUGUUUGCAUAAGGAAUGUUACAAUUCUUUCUACUGCAAUUUAAUAACAGGGGAAAAUACUUAAGCAGUGCCAUCUAGACCUUUUCUCUUCUCAUGUCUUCAAAAGCAGUGCUAAGUAAAAAUAAUAAUAAUAAUAAUAAAAACGGUUUAUAAACCAAAAGACUUUACAUUCUAGCAUUAGGAACACAAAAAUCUGUCAGCUUAUAAAAAAGCACAACACAUAGAGAAAGUUCAGUGGAAUGCAGUGGGAAAAUGAAUCAUGUUCAUUUUAAGCAAGACCUGCACUAAAUUGGCAACUAACAAAAUUUCCAUUUUUGAUAGGUAACUGUGUUCCAGUUUUAUGAUUAAAUUCAUCCUCAACAACAAAAAUAGCAAAACAAUCAAUAAAGACAGGUCUUACAACAUAACUAUGUAUAUAUGUGUAUAUAUAGAUCCAUGUAAACAUACAUACAUAUAUAUGCAUUCAUAUGUUGGAAAACAAAAGGAGUAAGCUAAUAUGUUUUAUUUCCUUCAUUAAACCAGUGUAUGAGUAUUUUUAAUUGGCAGCCAACAAAUCAACAUAUUGAAACUAGUAAUACAGGGUCCUGAGCAUUUCUCUAUCAGCAGAUCAAUGCCUACAGUUCUUAUGAACCAUUGCACAGUUUGACACUACAAUAGUACUGUACCUCAGAACAUCGGGAAUUAACUAGUUCUCACAUUGCUUGUCUACUUGCUCUCUUUUUCAAGGAAACAAAUAACAUUGUCUAUUGGUGAUUUAAAAACAAAGUCUUAAGAAAACAGAAAAUGAUUAAAAAAAAAAAUUCCUCCUUGAAGGAGGUAAAAAAAAAAAAAAUAACUAAACCCCACCAUGUUGGUUAGGGCAAAUACUCUUAACUGUAGCAAUCAUGCCAUUUUGCUAAGUGUACAGAGUCCAUGUAAUGUGAGCAACCAUAACUUUCACUGAGCGUGUGUAAAUAUUAAAACAGAUUUCUUAAAUAUUUUUAACUUCUAAUUUGUAUUUUAUGGUAAGGCAACGUGCUAAUUCUGUUUAUGGCUUAAGUUCAUGUGUUAUAAUAUUAUGUAAAUAAUUCAACAUGCUGUAAAUGACUAGUCAAUAGAUACAAAUAAUUGUUUAAUUUUUUCUUAAUUUUUAUUUAUUUUUUACUAAGUACAGUUACUGCAGUGCCCCAGCAGAGUAAUUUAAACACCCUUUUGCAUAAAUGGUUUGGGAUCCCAGACAGAAGGGUUUCAAUUUGUUGUCACACACACAGCCACACACAUGUACACGUGCAUGCACAUACACACACACACACACACACACACAUUCAAACACACAUACUCUCACUUUCUGCUCACUUGCUCCCACUUUCAUCCCCUUUAUGGGAAAUGCUGUAGUGUUUAUGUAUUCAAUGUAACAACCAAGAGAUAGCCUUAGAAAUGGAAAAAGCAGAAGUGAUCAUUGAUAACUUGGUAGAGUUUUUUAUAUGUCAGAGUUCAAGAAACCAAAGGUUGUAACUUAAAUCUCAAUUUUAAAAGAGUAAAAGUUUAUAUUGAUGGCACUACAGGAAAUAAAAGUGCUUAUUAUUCAUACCUGUUCCAGAAAUUUAUUACACAUAAUACACACAGACUUUUUUUUUAAUAAUAGCAUUUUGUCCUUAGAUAGUAUUAUUCCUUUUAACCAAAGACUCCAGAAUUAUUAAAAAACAAAAAAGGAAAGAAAAAAGGAAAAAUGGGAGAAAAUUUAAAAAAAAAAAAAGACUGCUUUACACCAAAGGUUUAAAAAAUAUUUUCCAAAUACACUAAGAACAUUGUAAAAACUAGUAAGGAGCCAACAGAACGUGAAUUAAGAUACUGCCCUAAAGAAAUCAU